This is a messenger RNA of Sabethes cyaneus, 1396 nucleotides long. RefSeq lists its product as uncharacterized. The coding region runs from base 21 to 1385 and encodes 454 amino acids. The transcript has 2 exons. Gene Ontology annotation, cellular component: extracellular matrix. The record is from RefSeq and is a predicted model, not a curated record. Gene Ontology annotation, molecular function: protein binding. Lineage: Eukaryota; Metazoa; Arthropoda; Insecta; Diptera; Culicidae.
GUGCAAGUGUUCAAACCACGAUGAGGUUUCAGUUUCCGUUGAUAAUUUUGACGCUAUUUGUCAGCCAAUGUUUAUCGGAGAAUGUACCCACAGCAGCCCCAGCGGGGCUUAGGUGCACGCGACCAAAAUCAUCGAUAUGUACCCUGCAAAACGUCAUCUACAAAGAUUUCCGUUUACCAACUUUACCGAAUCUCGACGAUAAACGCACAAUUCAAAUACGCAGUGGAAAUAUUCCACGAUUUUCAAAGGAGCUAUCACAAAAAUUUGCCAAUGCUAGCACGGUCCAAUUGGGGCAUUUGCAAAUUCAAUCGCUUUGGUUGGGUCCAAAAGUCAAACACCUUAGCGCUGCAGGAAACUUAAUACAGUCCCUGUCAGUUGAUGAACUAGCAAAAAAUGAUGACGACGAAACGAUAGUAGUUGAAUUUCAGAUGGAAAGCCUAAAUUUGGAGAACAACAAACUAAGUAAUAUUCGGGAAUUGAAAAACUUUUCUUCUCUAGUGGAUCUUCGUUUGGACGGAAAUCAGCUGGAGUUUGUUGAAAUGGAAAUAUUUUCCAACAUGAAAAAAUUGAAGAAGUUGUCGCUCGCGCGGAACCGGAUGAGUAAGGUGAGUGCCGGUGAACUAAUUGAACUACCAACCCUUGGAUGGUUGUCAUUUGCACACAAUAAUCUCACUUCGAUGGGUGUGAAAAAUUGGGCAAUGACACACUUGACGGAGCUGUAUUUAAGUCACAACCAGUUGGUAAGUUUGGAUGUGGAAAAUUUCGAUCAGUUCCUCAGUUUGGAAAAGCUAGCACUAGCCGGUAACUCCUGGAGCUGUUACUGGUUGAGUAAAGCACUGAAAUUGAUUGGUAAAAGAUAUAUUACCUUGGUGGAUCAUGAUUCGACUUGUGAAGCCAUGCUAAUGGAUGGUGUUUGUUGCGCCAUGAGCAUGACCGUGAGUUCGGAUGACUAUCCAAGUUUCACCGAUUUGGCUGAAAGGAUUACAGAAUUUGGAAAUGCUCAGGAUAUGGCGUUUAGUGAAUUGGAACGCAAGCUAAGCGAGGUCAACCAGAUGUGGACGGAGGAAUGGAAUAUUUUGAAUGAAACAGUUUCCAAAAGGGAGGACUACUGGAAGAAGCUGACUGACCCAAACGAUGAUAACCGGGUUACGGAAACAGACCUCUCGCAGUUGGGUACUUUGAUUCGAGAGUUAGAAAAUGCAUCGAACAGUUUGCAAAGUUUAGGAGAAGAGCAUGGUAGAUUUGCUGAACAUUUUACCAGACUACGUUACUCUACAAUGGAACAAAAGAACAAAUUGCUAGCACAAGGAAAACCAAUUUCGGAUUUGAAAAACACUUUGGAAAAGUUUAAAGAGAGUUUUGAUGCUAAUUUCAUGUCUACUUAAUAAAGUGAAGU